UGCAACAAAACCUACGAAGCCAGAGAUGCACUGAGCGGAGUGGGAGAUCGUGAAGAGAGCAGCGUGAAGGAGUGAGAGCUGUAUCAGUGCAGGUCCUGAAGCACAAGAGAGAAGAGAGAGAGAGAGAGCUAUUGGGCUCUUAUCACAUGCGUUUAAAACCGUUAUUUAAAGCAACUCAUUUCUGGAACGAGCAAGAAGGAAAGUGAAGGAAAGAGAGCAAAAGAAGACCGCCAGCCGAUGUUUGACUAAAUUUGACAUGAGAGAGGAUAUCUGUUUCAUUUAUUUCUCACUGGGAUGCGGAUUUUUUCCCUUCUUUUCUUGACAGCGUGCGUCUGCCCCGCAUCGCUCGUAUCAUACGGAUAUAUACGGAGAACAAAUUAAGAUGAAGUGACCUUCGAAAGUAGUUUUUGACGGCGUACCGCUCGCUAGGGCUUUAUUUCUUCUUUAAUCGUGUUCAACAGCGUUGCACUGGGCACGAGGGAACGGCGGGAAUUGAUAGGGCACGCGCGCAGUGCUUAUAAAACAACAGCUGACCAUUAAAGCUCACAUCAAGCCAAAUAAAACACUACCAGAAGAAAUAAUAGCUACCACUGAUAUUGUUAUACAGAAACCGCGGGGGCAUAAAAACGACGAGCUUUAAAACAGGUCUUUUCCCCAGCAUUUCAUACGGUGGGUUUGGGUGGCGAGUGGAUGGGACUCUGAUGUGGAUUGCUGCUCCGGAGCUGAGUGCCCAAUACUAGACCAGCAACUUCCUGCGCCUCAGGAUGGAUUAGAGCUUCACGCCUCCGGAGAUCAAAGGUGGCUGUGUGAAGGGGGACCCCCAGGGCUGGACCCAUGAGGAGUCAAAGAAGAUGCUCGCAGCCUGGGCGCCUCUGCUCUUCUUAGCCAUGUGGGUGAGAAACGCCACCAGUGGCCCGCUCUCAUUCAGAAUAGCUGCCAUUCUUGAUGACCCGAUGGAGUGUAGCCGUGGGGAGCGACUGGCCAUCACUCUGGCGAAAGACAGCAUCAACCGUUCCAGCAACCGCUCCACCACAGGGAAGCUGGAGGUGGAUAUCUUUGAGCUGCUCCGAGACAGUGAAUACGAGACAGGGGAAACUAUGUGCCAGAUCAUGUCCAAGGGGGUUGUGGCGGUCCUGGGCCCCUCUGCCAGCCCGGCAUCCAACUCCAUCAUCAGUAAUAUCUGCGGUGAGAAAGAGGUGCCGUUCGUGAAGGUGGCUCCAGAGGACAUACUGAAGGUGCAGUUUCCCCGCUUUACCACGCUGGACCUCAGGCCCACUAAUACAGACAUCAGCAUGGCUGUAGCCGGACUGCUUACGUUCUUCAACAGCAGCACGUCGUGUCUCAUAUGUGCUCAGGCCGAUUGCCUAUUAAACCUGGAGGUGUUACUGCGGCAGUUUCUCAUCUCCAAGGAAACCCUUUCCGUUCGCAUGCUGGAUGACAGCCAGGAUCCCACCCCCCUUCUCAAGGAGAUCCGCGAUGACAAGACUGCCACCAUCAUAGUGGAUGCCAACGCCACCAUGUCUCACGUUAUUUUGGAACGGGCCUCAGAGUUGGGGAUGCUGUCAGUGUAUUACACCUACAUCCUGACUUCCUUGUCAGAUCUCCUCACAGGAGCUGAUAGAGAGGAAAUGAAGAAAGACAGACCGGACCAGGGCAGCUCACCAAGGCCGUCUACUCCCAUCAGCCCAAGCCGUCUACACUGUUUACCCCCUAUAAUUCAGCUCUGCGUCCAGCCCUGGGCCGAGGGGAGAGAUGUGGCCUGCAUGAAGGCCCGAAUUUUCCUGCUACGAUUGGACGAUUUAGCUGAUCAACGAGUCAACAUCGUCGGGUUUUCAGUCUUCAACAUGACACAUCCUUUCUUUCAGGACUUCGUCCUCAGCCUCAAUCGAUCCUGGCAGGAGAACUGUGAUCAUGCUCCUUUUGCAGGAACACCACUUUCGUCAGCGCUGCUGUUUGAUGCGGUACACACGGUGGUGGCAGCCGUGCAGGAGCUGAACCGUAGCCAGAACGUAGGAGCCACUCAGCUCUCCUGCAAGUCCUCUAAGAUCUGGGAGCACGGCACAAGUCUGAUGAACUACCUGAGGAUGGUAGAGUUGGAAGGCCUAACAGGCCGCAUCGAGUUCAACAGCAAAGGCCAGCGCUCGAACUAUGCCCUCCGGAUCAUGCAGAACAGCAGGGAUGGCCUAAGGCAGAUUGGUCAGUGGCAUUCAGAGCAGGGACUGUCCAUGGAGAGGAAGCUUCCAUCACUUAACGUGACAGACACGCUAUUCAACACCACUCUCACCAUAACUACCAUCCUGGAGAAUCCAUAUGUAAUGCUGAGAGCCAAUCACCAGGAACAUGAAGGGAACGAACGCUAUGAAGGCUUCUGCGUCGAUAUGCUGAAGGAGUUGGCAGAUAUCCUGAAGUUCAAGUACCGCAUUCGACUGGUUGGGGACGGUGUGUAUGGAGUGUCGGGCACCAAUGGCACCUGGACAGGCAUGGUGGGAGAGCUCAUCAGCAGGAAGGCUGACUUGGCUGUGGCCGCCCUGACCAUCACGGCCGAGAGGGAGAAGGUCAUUGAUUUCUCCAAACCCUUCAUGACUCUGGGGAUCAGUAUCAUGUACCGAGUGCACAUAGGAAGAAGACCGGGGUAUUUCUCCUUUUUGGAUCCGUUCUCUCCUGGGGUUUGGCUUUUCAUGUUGCUGGCGUACCUGGCCGUGAGCUGCGUGCUCUUUCUGGUGGCGAGGCUAACACCUUAUGAAUGGUACAACCCUCACCCCUGCCUGAAGGGGCGCUGUAACCUGCUCAUUAACCAGUAUUCGCUGGGCAACAGUUUCUGGUUUCCUGUGGGUGGUUUCAUGCAGCAAGGCUCCACCAUUGCCCCCAGAGCCCUGUCCACACGCUGCGUCAGUGGAGUAUGGUGGGCCUUUACCUUGAUCAUCAUCUCUUCCUACACAGCCAACUUGGCGGCCUUUCUCACUGUGCAGAGGAUGGAAGUCCCCAUCGAGUCCGUGGAUGAUCUGGCUGAUCAAACAGCCAUCCAAUACGGCACCAUGCACGGCGGGUCCACCAUGACCUUCUUCCAGAACUCACGCUACCAGACGUACCAGCGCAUGUGGAACUUCAUGUACUCCAAGCAGCCCAGCGUGUUCGUAAAGAGCACUGAGGAGGGCAUCGCCCGAGUGCUCAACUCCAAUUAUGCCUACCUGCUGGAGAGCACCAUGAACGAGUACUACCGCCAGCGCAACUGCAACCUCACCCAGAUCGGAGGCCUGCUGGACACCAAGGGCUAUGGCAUUGGCAUGCCUCUGGGCUCGGUCUACAGAGAUGAGUUUGACCUGGCUAUACUCAAACUACAGGAGGAAAACCGCUUAGAGAUUCUGAAGAGGAAAUGGUGGGAUGGUGGCAAGUGCCCAAAAGAGGAGGAUCAUCGAGCAAAAGGUCUGGGCAUGGAGAACAUCGGUGGGAUCUUCGUGGUGCUUGUGUGUGGUCUUCUGGUGGCCAUCUUCAUGGCGGUGCUGGAGUUUGUGUGGAUGCUGCGUCAUACGCCAGCAACAGAGCUGUCCAUGUGCGAGGAGAUGCUACGAGAGCUGCAGGGCAUCGUGCUGUGUCAGGACAGCCUGCAGUUACGGCGCAGGCGCGGAGCCAGCGUGUUGCGACCGCAGCCUCUGCCCCUGGAUGAGCGGCGGGCGCGGGCGGCAGCGGCGAGCCUCAGCAACGGCAAGCUGUGCACGGGCACAGGCCUGCCCGAACCCCUUACCCACAGACUGGCGCAGGAGGCCGCCUUGGUGGCACGAGGGUGCAGUCACAUUCGCAUCUGCCCGGAGUGCCGGCGCUUCCAGGGCAUUCGAGUGCGCCCAGCCGGACCUCCAGGAGCAUCACCCAGCCACAGCGAGGAGAGUAUAGAGUGGGAGAAUGGCACCAACAACAGUGAACACGAAUAACCUCUCGGAUCUGUGGCGGAUAGACAUUAAACAACAGCUUUGCUGGACCCAGGGAUUAUGGGAUCGUAGGUUCCGGAGAAGCUGUCCGUGCUGCUCGAUUCGGCCCAGGAGCUGCAUCUGGUUUCUGUACACUGUCCUUACGGCCCUCUGCUUUCGGGGGACACAGCAGAGGGGCUUUGUACUAUGCAGUAUAUUUGUCUUACUGUGCUGUUGAUUUAUUUUUAAAUUAUUCCUCUUUUGUUGUGAUACCACUAUAUUGCUAUUAUCUCCUUCUCACGACACCCAUUAAGUUUGGUUUUUCACACCGCAGACGGCUGCAGACUGUGUCAGCCAUGCGCAACCUUUUUUAGAGUACCAAAAUACUUUGUAUUGAUUCUGUGCUGUCGCCGUCUCAUUCGGGCCCCUGAAGGAGUAACUGAACACAAAAACAAUUACAAGCUGUUUUUAUUAAUAGUCAUAUUCUAUUAAAAAGGUUUUUGGGAUGUUUCUGAAUGUUUGAUGUGCAUGUACGAGGGUUUUAGAUGCUACUGAAUGGAGAAGAACAUGGGAAUUAUAUUUUUUCUGGUUAAAGACACUUUCUAUAUUUUGCUUUUCGCUCUUUUAAGUUUUGAUUCAUUUUGUUGCACUCCUCGGAUAUGAAAAUUGCACAUAGUUGUGGGAAAGUGGAAGAUUAUGCUCCCAUUUAGGAAAUUUGCAUUGGGAAACUAACUAGGAUUUAUGCCCAUUUCCAUUCACACUUAUUUUUGCCAUUCCUGCGGGGCACUUGGAGGUGUCCGAUGUGUUCACUUUCAAAAAAAACAUCAGGAAAGUGAGAUCGGAGGUGAUUUUGUUCCUGUUGAGGUCUUACAUUCAUCUGUACCACUCAAUACUUGAUGAAAUCAACUACAGACAAGGUCACUCCAUCUAGACAUAUCUGUGUGAUGAGACAUUGGAGAUCAUAGGCCUAUAUACAUAACUACAUAACAUCUCAUAAUGUUUAAUGUUUAUUUUCUUGUUUGAAACCAGAACGUUCAUUUGUUCAUGUGAUGUCUUGGAUUCAUACUUCUGUUGAACACCAUUUUAAAACUGGAUUCAACCAAUCAGAUUUUUCAGCGUACCACAGCUGAAGCAGAAUUUGGAUACCAAAAUGAAAUUAUUUUAUUAGGCAUGAUGUUACCCUCAACUUGCAGUGCCAAAUUGUAAUGAAUUGCCUUCACGUUUUGGAGAGCCAUUAGAGGUUACUUAACUACCCAUGUUGAUUUUUUCUGUGCAUUUCUAUUGAACUGAAUCCAUUUCUACAUGAUAUUUCAAUACGGUGUUAGUGCCUGACAAAAAUAAAUGGCAUUGUGUUCA
Molecule: messenger RNA, 5258 nt
Organism: Cyprinus carpio (common carp)
Lineage: Eukaryota; Metazoa; Chordata; Actinopteri; Cypriniformes; Cyprinidae
Product: glutamate receptor ionotropic, kainate 4-like
Exons: 23
Coding region: 852-3926 (1024 amino acids)
Biological process (GO): synaptic transmission, glutamatergic; modulation of chemical synaptic transmission; monoatomic ion transport
Cellular component (GO): presynaptic membrane; kainate selective glutamate receptor complex; plasma membrane
Molecular function (GO): transmitter-gated monoatomic ion channel activity involved in regulation of postsynaptic membrane potential; kainate selective glutamate receptor activity
Source: RefSeq, a predicted model, not a curated record